GUGAAGCCCUAAUUCAAAGAUAAAGUGGAAAAAAAAGAUAGUAAAGCCCUAAUUCUGAAUUGAAAGAUGAUGAGGAUGCGAUUGAUGUGGUUCACGGUGGGGUUUGCUGCCACUGCUGCUGUCAUGGGUAACUUCCUCUACAAAGACCUCUUGCUCGAUCGUCACUCUCUCUCUUUGCAGUUGAAGAAUCAGUUUGAUUCGUUGGAAUCACGCCUCGAUUCGGUAUCACCAAAGGAAUAAGAAUCAAAAUUUUGAAGACUCUGUAUUUGUUGCUAGAGGCGCUUCGUGUAAUCGUUAGUUAUUUGCGUGUAAUUUCCAAUCUGCCAAGUAGACUUGGGGGCUUGUUAAUAAUUCUUGGUCAAGAAUAUUGAAACAUGACCUGAUGAAGAAGUCAUCUCUUCCAAAUGUGUCUGAUUACAUGCAUCACUGUGUCAAGAUAUAUAUUUGUUAGCAGGGGUGUUUGGAUACGCCACACGAGUCACGGACCCUAAAAAUUUA
Molecule: messenger RNA, 498 nt
Organism: Helianthus annuus (common sunflower)
Lineage: Eukaryota; Viridiplantae; Streptophyta; Magnoliopsida; Asterales; Asteraceae
Exons: 2
Coding region: 67-240 (57 amino acids)
Source: RefSeq, a predicted model, not a curated record